This is a messenger RNA of Plutella xylostella (diamondback moth), 725 nucleotides long. It is a transcript of the gene Ppcdc, whose product is annotated as phosphopantothenoylcysteine decarboxylase. Gene Ontology annotation, cellular component: phosphopantothenoylcysteine decarboxylase complex. Gene Ontology annotation, biological process: coenzyme A biosynthetic process. The record is from RefSeq and is a predicted model, not a curated record. Lineage: Eukaryota; Metazoa; Arthropoda; Insecta; Lepidoptera; Plutellidae. Gene Ontology annotation, molecular function: phosphopantothenoylcysteine decarboxylase activity; FMN binding.
CAAAUAUUUUGGAAUUCGCAACUCGCAAGUUAUUUUGUUUUGUUUACACUUCAUCUUAAAUUCAGCGUAAAUAAUGGAUAAUAAUCGACGUAAAAUAUUGUUAGUAGCAACAGGAAGCGUGGCAGCUCUUAAAAUUCCUUUACUUGCAGAGAAACUGGUGAACAGUGGAAAUGUUGAGGUUAAACUAAUAGUGACAGAAAAAGCUAAACACUUCUUUGAUCCCAAAGAUUUACCCACAAAUGUAACUAUGUAUGAUGAUACCUCAGAAUGGGAUGCUUGGAAAAACAGAGGAGACCCAGUCCUUCACAUAGACCUGGGGAAAUGGGCUGACGUCAUGCUCAUAGCACCACUCGAUGCCAACACUCUAGCUAAGAUGGCACAGGGCAUCUGUGACAACUUGGUUACUUGCACAACACGGGCGUGGGACAUGUCCAAGCCCCUGAUAUUCUGUCCGGCAAUGAACACACGGAUGUGGCAGCAUCCUGUCACUGCUCAGCAGAUAGCAGUACUGAAGCAAUGGGGUCACACUGAGAUACCACCUAUUAGCAAACUGCUGAUGUGUGGAGACACCGGAGUAGGAGCUAUGGAGGAAGUCGAUAACAUUGUCAACAAUGUUUUGAUGAUGAUGAACUGGUGAUAAACCUAAUUAUUGUUAAAUUAUAUUUCUGUGAUAUUGUUAUUUACAUUUGUUGAAAUAAAUAAUAAAAGUAUAAAAUUUCUGAUUA